Messenger RNA from Miscanthus lutarioriparius, 390 nucleotides. The record is from the annotation of a GenBank genome assembly. Lineage: Eukaryota; Viridiplantae; Streptophyta; Magnoliopsida; Poales; Poaceae.
AUGAAGCUCGUCAGGUUCCUUAUGAAGCUGAACAAUGAGACGGUCACCAUCGAGCUCAAGAACGGCACGGUUGUACACGGCACCAUCACCGGUGUUGACAUAAGCAUGAACACUCAUCUGAAGACAGUGAAGCUUACACUGAAAGGGAAGAACCCUGUAACGCUUGACCACCUCAGUGUGCGAGGAAACAACAUUCGCUAUUACAUUCUUCCUGACAGCUUGAACUUGGAAACUUUGCUGGUAGAGGAAACCCCUAGGGUCAAGCCUAAGAAGCCAACUACAGGAAAGCCUUUGGGGCGGGGCGUGGCCGUGGCCGUGGUCGUGGACGUGGUCGGGGCCGGGGGCCGCGCUGAGCUUUACUGUUCCCCUGCUGUCGGCUCUCUUGCCUGA